AUGUCAUCCACAAAACCAAAUGUCAUAUUCGUAUUAGGUGGUCCAGGAGCAGGUAAAGGCACACAAUGCACUCGAAUAGCUGAAACGUACGGAUAUGUUCAUUUGUCUGCUGGCGACCUUCUUCGCGAAGAAGCUGCUAAGCCCGCCUCUACACUUGGUAAAGAAAUCAAUGAACACAUUAAAAAUGGUUCCAUCGUCCCGGUUGCUAUCACUUGCAAAUUACUCGAAAACGCGAUGAAUAACAGUGGCAAACAGAAUUUCUUAAUCGAUGGUUUUCCACGCAAUAAAGACAAUGUUGAUGGUUGGAAAAAAGCUCUGGAUGGGAAAGUCAACAUUCAAUGUGUACUUUUCUUUGAUUGUGAUGAAAAGACUUGUGUUGCUCGAUGUUUGGAACGUGGCAAAGCCAGUGGACGAACCGAUGAUAACGAAGAAAGUUUGAAGAAACGAAUUGUCACGUAUAACGAAUCGACUAGACCGGUUAUUCAAUUUUAUGAGAAAGAAAAUCUUGUCAAACGUAUCGAUGCGUCCAACGAUGUUGAUAAGAUCAAUAUGCAACGUCCAUCGAAUCGUUAUCGUGUUGGCCAUCAGUAUUCUCAUCAUCAUUCGCCUUCUCAUGACGACGAUAUCGAUUUAUCUCCUACGAAUUCAUAUUCUGAUGAGAAAGAGGAUUUCAAACAACCGAUGAGAUAUUCGCCAAUCGAAAUUAGCAACGAGUUCGAAUCAGCGAUACGAAAUCUUCGUCCAUCGGCAAGUCAACGGAAGAAAGCAAAAGCGAAUUUAAAUAUUAGCAAACAAAAAGCUGAUUUACCGCAGCUAAACCUGGCAAAUGAUGAGAAUUUCAAUGAACAAAAUUUUAAUAAGGAAAAUUCGUCGCAAGAUCAACAAUCAGGACAUUGGUUUCCAAAUCCAGAUAUCGGUCAUGUCGAUUCCGAUGCAUUUAUUCGACAUAAUCAUGUUGAAUGUUCUCAACAACCAAUGGAGUCAAAUGAUCAAAUUAAUCCACCAGCUCUAUUAACAACUUAUCCUCCAGUCGGAAUUUCAACCCGUCCAACUGCACUUGUUGCUCCAGCUGGUCCAGCUCGAUCGAUAUCGGCGUUUGUCGCUUCAACCUCGUCGAUCAAAACUGUAAACGAUACAAAUCUAAACACUCGAUUGAACUCAACCGAUCAACAAACAAUCACCUCAUCAACAUCCGCUUUUCAACCGAUAGCAAGUCUUCAAAAUCUUCUCAAUGGCAAAUCCACAAACAAAUCUGCUCCACUUCUCAUGGACAUUCCCCAACAUAAAGCACUAGUUCGUGGCCAACAAUUGACUAAAGUACAUAUUUCUCAUCCGCAAAGCCCGUCAAUUGUCUAUUUGAUGUUACACGAAGAUUUCAAUACAGCUUGUCGUCUCCUCCAUGAAAUGGCGGCUCAUCCUGACCUUCAACGCGAUCAAUCACCAACCUAUUCGUUCAAAGCUCAAGUCAAUCGUUUAUGCGCGUGCUAUCACGAAGGUCGUUGGUUUCGUUGUCGUAUCACACAAAUUUCGCCUGAUUUUUCUUCGGCGACCGUCGUCUACUUAGAUUGGGGUAUGACAAUUCCAAUGCAAAUCGGUCCGGAGUACAUCCGUCGUUUACCGAAUGAAUUCUACGCUGAACCGACUUGUUCAAUCAUGUGUCAUUUGGAUGGUGUGCCAAAUACGAACGAGUUGAUUCCAGCUGAUUGUCUCACUGAAUGCAUUGCUCUAUUGAGUGAAAAUGAAUACGAUGUGACAGUGAAUGGCUAUGAUAGUAAUUCAGGUGGAAAAGUAAUUCUGUCCGUGAAUGGAAGGAUUAUUAAUGAUCAAAUUCGACAAUUACUGGUACCAAAUAAAUUGAUGUCAAUUGAUGAUGAACUGGUUGAACAAUUUCGUCACGAACUUCCGUUGACCAUUGGUGAUGAAUUGAAAGUUUUGCUUAGUUCAUUCAGUGGUAAAGAUGAUUCAUUCUAUGUAUUACUUAUCAAUGAAGAUACUGUCGUUAUCGAUCGCGCUAUGAGUCAACUACAAGAAACUCAUUUUUCCAAUGGUUACACGUCUGAAACACCACAAAUUAAAACUCUUGUUGUCGCUCGUUAUGCUGAUGACGGUAAAUGGUAUCGCGCAUGGAUUAAAUCAGUAUGCAUACAACGGCAACAAGUCACUGUCUUCUUCGUAGAUUUCGGUAAUGAAAGUACAGUAAUGUUUGAAGAUAUUUCACCAUGUCCGGAAUCCGUUCGAACACUUCCAUGGCUCGGCAUACGUGUUCGUUUACUCGACGAAACGAUGUCCCAUGAUGAAUUGGCGGCAUUUUGGAAAAUCGCCGAAUCUAACUAUAUCUGGAUUAAGAUCUUAGAUAUACUCAAAGAUUCCUAUAGUAUACAAAUUAAGAUUGAUUAUACACUCAUACUCCGACAGGAACGAAUGAAAAUCUUAGAAGCAAAUCAAGGUGUUCAUGUCGGUGUACAAACUUUGUCGAACGAUCAAUCGUUGUCAACUAUUUGUCCAUCAAAUCACUCCGAUGUAAAUUCGAUCGUCACGGUACCUUCGCUUACUGAUCCAUGUGCCAUGGGAAACGAAACAUUGAUUCGAAAUUUAUUUGAAAUGAUUAGUAAUGAAUUACGCCGUCUUCGACAUCGUAUUAAUGAUAGUGAUGAAGCAUCACAAGAUCGUCAUAGUCAGUUAAUGCAAUUAUUAUUUUCAUCGGUUAAUUUAAAUAAUAGUAAUAAUUCCAAAAGACUUUGA
Adineta ricciae is the source of this 2742-nucleotide messenger RNA. The record is from the annotation of a GenBank genome assembly. Lineage: Eukaryota; Metazoa; Rotifera; Eurotatoria; Adinetida; Adinetidae.